Plasmopara halstedii is the source of this 789-nucleotide messenger RNA. RefSeq names its product Copine. The transcript is spliced from 8 exons. Bases 1 to 789 code for a protein of 262 amino acids. NCBI's taxonomy places the organism in Eukaryota, Oomycota, Peronosporomycetes, Peronosporales, Peronosporaceae. The record is from RefSeq and is a predicted model, not a curated record.
AUGGGCUGUGCACCAAGCAGCGAAGUCUUUCAGCCAAUUCCUGACAGUUUUGAAUCUAUUGAGGAAGUGCAGAAAGCUCUUCGACAAGUGGGGCUGCAGUCUUCAGAUUUAAUAAUUGCGGUCGACUUUACAGAAUCAAAUUUGGUGAAGGGGGCGGAAACUUUCGAAGGUCGCUCGUUACACUAUUUGGACAAGACUGGCCGUGUGAGGAAUCCAUACCAGGAACUAAUUUCAGCUAUAACACGAGUAUUUGAGCUCUUUGACGACGACGAUUCGAUUCCAGCCUUUGGUUUCGGUGGCUAUCCAGAACGACCAGUGGAAAAGAGAUAUUUUCCAUUUGUAGAAGGUCGAGGUUGUGAAUUGGAUGAGGUGUUGCAGCAAUACUUUGCAAUAGCUUCCAGGAUGGAACUCAAUGCUUCAGCCAGUUUUGUACCCGUGAUUCACAAAACAAUCAAGAUGGCCAGGAAAUCGAGCAGGUAUCACAUUUUGAUUAUCAUAUCAAAUGGUCACAUUGAUGAUCCUGCUCUGGUCCGAAAAGCCAUUGUGGAAGCAUCUGAAUACCCCAUUUCCAUUGUCAUGAUUGGUGUCGGUGAUGGCCCCUGGAAUAUCAUGAAAGAAUUUGACGACCAGCUACCUGAACGCCUUUUCGACAACUUUCAAUUUGUAGAUUACAACACUAUUCCUAGAGGUAACCUGAACAAUCCAGAUGGAGGGUUUGCAUUGCAAGCACUUAUGGAGAUCCCAGAACAAUACAAUAAAAUGCAAGCGCUUGGACUGAUCAAGAACUAG